Messenger RNA from Eimeria necatrix, 1194 nucleotides. RefSeq lists its product as hypothetical. The coding region runs from base 1 to 1194 and encodes 397 amino acids. The record is from RefSeq and is a predicted model, not a curated record. NCBI's taxonomy places the organism in Eukaryota, Apicomplexa, Conoidasida, Eucoccidiorida, Eimeriidae. The transcript has a single exon.
AUGGCAGCAGCAAGCGCGCUGCCCCUUGAGGGGAUUUGCGCUGGCUCCCCACAGCCCAACGCCAUUGAAUAUGCUACAAAAACAGCCGAUGGAAUCACAUCACCUCGCCCAUCUACAGCAGGACCCGUCGCCUCACAGGCAGCACGAGCAGCAAGAGACGUCUCUCUAGAAACACAGCCGGUUGUACUGGAGCCCGUAAAGGCACCAGCUGCAGCGGUGCGUUCCUUUCUCUCCACAGAAGCAGCGCUCGCUGCCUCUCGCAAGCCUCUAUUUCUCACCAACACCCUUUUGUGCGCAACCGACGCAGCAGCGCUGCUGCAGCAGGAAAACCCCAUGCACCUGGCUAGGCAGCUGGACAGGCUCUUACAGCUACAGGAAUUCGUUGUACAGCUUCGUGAGUCUACGGCUGCAAUUCCGCCACAUAGCUCGUCAAACGGCGGCAACAGAGACCAAAGCAAUAGCAGUGGGAAUCACAAGUUGGGCGAUCCACCAGAAGAAAGCCGUGCAAGGGAUGCUGCAGCAGUCCGUAACAACGGCAGCAGCAGUAACACGAAAAACAGCAGCAACAGUAAUAGCAACAGCAGAAGGUCCAGUCUGACUGCCCCAGUAAGGGUAUCUAUAGUAGGCGUAGACAGGCACGAGGAUGCAGGAGCUCGCCCGCAGGCUGUUGCUGCCGCUGACAGUUCUCAGUUGGCUGCUGGCUCCCUGACGAAUCAGCAUACGGUGGAGCAGAUAAAGCAGCAGGGUAUAUACCAACAGCGGCGACAGCAGGAGAUGCAGCAGCAACACGAGGAUCAAGAAGCCGCAGCAGCCCACUGCGUGGCGCUGGAGUAUUUCCUGUCUGCCGUCGCUUUCUGCCGGCUGAACAGCUUUUCCCCGCGUGCCGUUUCUACAUUCCUGGCUCUUCUGAUUUCUGUAUACAGACAAUCAGUGCAGCAGCGGCUUUCUCCUUCCGCGUCUUUCGACGUUUUUAAGUCUCAGCUACUACGACACUCCAUACAGAGACCUCCAUGGGCCACAGCUGUCUUUUCCUUCACACAACUACACCCCGCCACUGAAUUUUUCUUAAACCAUUUCCUACGGCUGCUGCCUCAGCUGCAGCAGCUGCAUUCCCGACACAGCCCGCGGAGCAAUCAGCACAGAAGCAGCGGUAGUCAGGGCGCUGGCUGCAGCAGCUUCUUCACCGGCAAUUAG